CACACAUUUACUUUCAUUUUGCACUCUGCAAUCAUGGCUGCCGAGUCGAGCAAAGGCACCGACGCGCAGCUGGCCAGUGACUUGGCCGAUAAGUCCCUGGAGCAUCCCACCGAAAUCUCCAAAGCAGCAGACGACCUUGCGAGCGGUAAUGUCGACGAGGAGGGGGACGAAGACGAUGAUGAGGGGGGCGAAGACGAGCAGACCACAGGCGUAAGCGGCACGGGCUCAACAGCAGCGAAAAAGAAGAAAAAGAAGCCGCGGAAAAAGAAGAAGAAGGCUACAGCAGACGACGAGCCUCCCGAACUCAUUCCUGCCACAACGGCCGCCGCAUCGAAACCCAAAGGCGCUCCUGUUCAAGACCUACAAGCCCUCCUCAACCAGCUCGCUCUAUCUCAAGGCCCGAAGAAGGAAGGCAAGGCGCCGGAAGACUACAAGUUCUGGAAGACGCAGCCUGUGCCUCAAUUCCAGGCCCCGAACCUCCUACAAACCACCUCCUCCUCUAAUGGCGAGUCGCUGCCCGAAGGCGCCAUCCUCCCCGACAAAGUAUGCAGAGCGAGCGCGAAGCCAGAGCCCGGUGCUCUGCUAGAUGGCUUCGAGUGGUGCCUGGUGGACCUCGAGAAUGACAGCGAAAUCCAAGAGUUGUAUGACUUGCUGGAUAAUCAUUAUGUCGAAGACGCCGACGCGAGUUUCCGCUUCCGGUACAGCAAGCAGUUCCUCUCGUGGGCAUUGAAGCCACCCGGCUGGAAGAAAGAAUGGCACAUUGGCGUCCGCACGACGUCUCAGGAAGACAAAAAGGGAAGGUUGGUCGCCUUCAUUGCCGGCAUCCCCGUGACCAUGAAAGUGGGGGAGAGCAAAUUCAAUGCCACCGAGAUUAACUUCCUCGCCAUUCAUCGCAAACUGAGGGGAAAGAGAUUAGCGCCCGAAUUGAUCAAGGAGGUCACGAGAAGAUGCUAUCUGAACGGCAUCUAUCAAGCUUUGUACACGGCCGGCACACUGCUUCCCACCCCAGUGUCCACCUGCAGAUACUUCCAUCGCAGCCUCGACUGGGAGCACCUCUACAAAACAGGCUUCAGUCAUCUACCACCUGGAAGCACCGAGUUGAAGCAAAAGUAUCGGUACAAGGUGGAGUCACACACCAGUCUCAAAGGCUUGCGGCCGAUGAAGAAGGAAGACGUGCCUGCCGUGAAGGACCUGUUGACCCGAUACCUCGAUCGCUUCCAUCUCCGGCAGGACUGGACGGACGAAGAGAUUGAGCACUGGCUCUGCUCAGAGGCGAGUAAAGGCGUAGUAUGGACCUCCGUCGUCGAAAUCGACGGCAAAAUCACCGACUUUGUGAGCUACUACUUGCUCGAGUCCACCGUUCUCCGCUCCAACAACCGCCAAGACACCAUCCGCGCCGCCUACCUCUUCUACUACGCCAGCGAAUCCGCCUUCGCGUCCACCUCCGCAAAGCAAACCCCCAAACAACUCCAAGAAUCCCUCGCCGCGCGCCUCCAACUCCUCAUGCACGACGCCCUCAUCCUCGCGAAAAAGGACGACUUCCACGUCUUCAAUGCCCUCACGCUGCUCGACAACCCGCUCUUCCUGCGCGAGGAGAAGUUCGAGCCCGGCGAUGGGAAGCUGCAUUACUACUUGUUUAACUGGCGCACGAAGCCGUUGGGGGGUGGGGUUGAUGCGGAGAAUCGGAUUGAUGUGAAGAAGAUGGGGGGCAUUGGGGUUGUGAUGUUGUGAGGGAGAAGGGGUUGAGGGGCUGGUAGGUUGCGAGGUUCCCAUGUAGCCUUGAGCAGGACAGUACCUUGAAAAUGGCAGGACUGCUGCCUCUACAGUCCCCCGUGUUUUUGACGGGCUGAAAUGGAGUGUCCUCGUACUCUCGGUAGAAGCAAUGGCAAACA
Molecule: messenger RNA, 1892 nt
Organism: Neohortaea acidophila
Lineage: Eukaryota; Fungi; Ascomycota; Dothideomycetes; Mycosphaerellales; Teratosphaeriaceae
Product: acyl-CoA N-acyltransferase
Exons: 2
Coding region: 34-1731 (565 amino acids)
Biological process (GO): N-terminal peptidyl-glycine N-myristoylation
Cellular component (GO): cytoplasm
Molecular function (GO): glycylpeptide N-tetradecanoyltransferase activity
Source: RefSeq, a predicted model, not a curated record